Maylandia zebra (zebra mbuna) is the source of this 4442-nucleotide messenger RNA. Its product is annotated as diacylglycerol kinase zeta. Gene Ontology annotation, molecular function: ATP-dependent diacylglycerol kinase activity; protein binding. Gene Ontology annotation, cellular component: glutamatergic synapse; plasma membrane. Lineage: Eukaryota; Metazoa; Chordata; Actinopteri; Cichliformes; Cichlidae. Gene Ontology annotation, biological process: phospholipase C-activating G protein-coupled receptor signaling pathway. The record is from RefSeq and is a predicted model, not a curated record.
CGUCACCGUACACCAGGGUUUAGUCUAAGCUCGACAAAUAAGAGGCGUGGACUCACGGAUGGAUAGUUUUCUGCUUUCUUUGACAGCAUUUCCAAAGGAGGGCUGGAGAGUCAGAGAUGUCCAGCAGUAGCUGUACCAGCUUCGAGUGGAGGAAACCAAUCUUCGGUCGCAUGGAUAUCUGAUAUCUGACUGCUAACCCGCAGUCAAUGAAGACAAGGAAAGGGCACUGUGUGUUCUUUACCCAACCGUAUCUCAUCAGAUGCAUUUUGAGUAGCAGUGUACUAUAUCGCUCUCCAAGACGAGAUGGAUUUGUUUUUCCAGCGACACUUUGGUCGACGCCAAAAAAGACAAAAGCAUUUUGCUGCAGUGCGUCACAAAUGUCCCUCUGUUCAGGCCAGUAAAGCCAGGAGGCGCUCCAGCGUCGGUCUGCCCUCUGUAGCAUUAGUACAGUCCAGACGCUCCUCUGUUGGUUUGCCUCUGGUUUGCACUGACCAGCGCAGGCGCCCGAGUGUUGGCCUACUAGUGGCUAGUGGACAGAAGCGACAGUCUAUCAUCGAGCUUGGGCUAACAAAUGCAAGUGAAGGAACAGGAAGAGGAAGACAUCGUCCCUGCUGCUCAGUCUCCUGUGCACGUCGUUCGAAAGUGAAAUCUAUCGAACCUCAUUUACUGGGAUCCUCUAUGUUACUGGCAAGUGUAGUGCAUAUGGGCACAGGACUGCAAAAGGAAGAAGAGGAUGAAGAGGGCAUGGAUGUCUCCCCGUGCUCCUGUUCUGAGUCGGGUGAAGAAGAAGAAAGCGAUGAUGAAGCUGAUGAAGAAAGCUUCACGCUGGCAGCUCACAGGCACCUAACGCAGGCUGUGGUUACGGAGAACAUCAAAGCCCGGCCCUUGCUCUGGCCUCCUCGCUGUCUGAGACGAAAUUCCUCACACUUGCUUCCAGCAGACUCCGUGUUUCAGGACAACGAAGCAGGGUUUGGCGUCUUCGGCCGAUAUAAUCCAUUAGAGUCGAGUCUCAGUACAGCGAAGUUGACGAACGCAAUGUCGACUUCCGUGACCAGUCCCAGCCUUGGCCAGCCGGCUCCAGCAGGCCUGAGCUUUGAUGUUGGGGCGGCUGCAGCAGAUGCUACCUCAUGUGGCUCCAUGCUCCAUAAAGGCUGUUCCUCUCCACUAGAUGGACCCCAGCAAAGCAUUUAUUACAAUCCUUACCAGGAUACAUGGGACAACUUCCUCUCAAAAGCCAUAGCCAAGUCCGGUCUGCACCAUCUCCCCUGUCAGCCCAGCACAUCCUCUGUGACCAGGACCGACCCAGAAGCAAACAUCUCCAGCACUGUGGACUGGACUGAGGUAGCUGUGUAUGGAGAUCAUAUCUGGUUUGAAACAAACGUGUCUGGAGACUACUGCUAUGUGGGAGAACAGCACUGUAUUGCCAGAUUACUGCAAAAGUCUGUCAGUCGAAGGAAGUGUGCUGCCUGUAAGAUCGUCGCUCACACCGUCUGCAUAGAACAACUGGAGAAGUUUCCCGGCUCUAAAGCUAUUCUUAUGGAUGCCACGCUACCCGUCAGUGACCCCAGCUUUAGAAUUAAUUUCAGGUGUAAACCAUCAUUCAGAGAAUCAGGAUCCAGAAAUAUUCGAGAGCCCAUUGUGGUUCGCCAUCACUGGGUGCAUCGGAGACGACAAGAAGGCAAAUGCAGACAGUGUGGGAAGGGCUUCCAGCAGAAGUUUGCGUUCCACAGUAAAGAGAUUGUUGCCAUCAGCUGCUCGUGGUGCAAACAGGCUUACCACAACAAGGUUUCUUGCUUCAUGCUGCAGCAAAUUGAGGAAGCUUGUCCAAUGGGUGCUCAUGCUGCGCUCAUAGUUCCACCAACAUGGAUAAUUCGGGUCAAACGCCAUCAGUCAUCGAUGAAGUCCAGCAAAAAGAAAAAGAGAACAUCGUUCAAGAGGAAAAGCAGCAAAAAAGAGGACGGGCGGCAGUGGAAGCCAUUCAUAAUCCGACCCAUCCCAUCACCACUUAUGAAACCCCUGCUUGUGUUUGUCAAUCCCAAGAGUGGAGGAAACCAGGGCACUAAGAUUUUGCAGUCCUUCAUGUGGUAUCUGAACCCCAGACAGGUGUUUGACCUGAGCCAAGGAGGACCAAAGGAGGGUUUGGAGCUGUAUCGUAAAGUCCAUAACCUAAGGAUACUGGCCUGUGGAGGAGACGGCACUGUGGGUUGGAUCCUAUCCUGUCUUGAUGAACUGGCAUUAACCCCCCAGCCUCCGGUUGCUGUGUUACCACUUGGGACAGGAAAUGACCUCGCUAGGACCCUUAACUGGGGAGGGGGCUACACGGAUGAACCUCUGUCUAAGAUCCUGUCUCAUGUGGAGGAGGGAACAGUUGUCCAGCUAGACAGGUGGAACCUCCUGGUUGAACCAAACCACAGUGCAGGGGCUGAGCCAGAUGAACAGCAAACUGAUAAGCUUCCUUUGGAUGUUUUCAACAAUUACUUCAGCCUUGGAUUUGAUGCCCAUGUGACUCUUGAAUUUCACGAGUCGAGAGAGGCCAACCCAGAGAAGUUUAACAGUCGUUUCAGGAAUAAGAUGUUCUACGCUGGGACGGCAUUCUCAGAUUUCCUGAUGGGAAGCUCCAAAGACCUGUCAAAGCACAUCAAGGUGGUGUGUGAUGGGACAGAUUUAACAUCAAAGGUUCAGGACUUGAAGCUACAGUGCCUGGUCUUCCUCAACAUCCCCAGGUAUUGUGCAGGCACCACACCGUGGGGUAACCCCAGUGAGCAUCAUGACUUUGAACCUCAACGCCAUGACGACGGAUACAUCGAAGUUAUCGGAUUCACGAUGACUUCACUGGCUACUCUUCAGGUUGGAGGUCAUGGUGAGAGGUUGAACCAGUGCAGAGAAGUGAUCCUCACCACUACUAAACCUCUCCCGGUGCAGGUGGACGGUGAACCUUGCAGACUUGCUCCAUCAGUCAUCCAUAUCAGCCUCAGAAACCAGGCCAAUAUGGUUCAGAAAACCAAACGGCGAACCUCUAUACCACACCUCAACGAUCAGCAGCCGGUCCCGGAGAGGCUGAGGAUCAGAGUCAGCCGGAUCAGCAUGAGUGACUACGAGGCUCUGCACUACGACAAGGACAAACUACGGCAAGCAUCCAUUCCUCUGGGACUGAUCGUGGUUCCUGGUGACAGUGACUUAGAGACCUGCAGAGAACACAUCCAGCGAUUACAAGAGGACUUCUGCUCUCUUCAUCCUAUACCUGUGGGACUGCAGGAGGAGGCAGCCAAGCCGAAGAAUCUUUGCUCACAGAGAUUGUCUCCAAAGUGGUGUUUCCUCGACUCCACGACAGCCGAUCGUUUCUACAGGAUCGACCGAGCACAGGAACAUCUCAACUACGUAUCAGAAAUCUCCCAGGAAGAGAUCUUCAUCCUGGACCCUGAACUUGUUGUCAUGACAACUGUAGGCACCUCCCCCUCAGCCAUGGCCGACCUGGUUAACCCCGCCCCUAGCCCAGUAAACAGCAGUUCUUCCCCAAGGCAGCACAUGAACAGUGACAGCACAGAAGCAGAAGUUUUGACGCACAACAAAGAACCUGUGACCAGCAAACUCAGCCGAGCGGGCUGUAUCCAUCGUUCCAACACAACAGCUGCGGAUACCAACCAAAGGCAAAAAUGGGAAAAGAGCCAAAAGAUGAGCGAAACAGAAAAGGAGAGAGAAAAAGAAAUGUUAAUGGAUUGUGUGAAGAACAAGGACUUGAAGAAGCUGCAGGAGCUGCACCUGAGGGGAGCAGACCUCACGGUCCUGGACCAGUCAGGGUGGAGCUUGCUACACCAUGCUGUUAGUACAGGAAGCAAGGACAUGGUGCGCUACAUCCUUGACAAUGCACCAAGUGAGCUGAUUGAUGUCACUGAAAAGCUACAUGGGGAAACGGUUCUUCAUCAGGCUGCGUCGCUGUGUCACAGGACUAUCUGUCAUUAUCUGGUGGAAGCAGGAGCCUCACUCAUGAAAACAGACCUGCUGGGUGAUACUCCUAAGAACAGGGCGGAGAAGGCUGAAGAUGCUGAACUGGCAGCGUACCUGGAGAACAGACAGCAUUACCAGAUGAUACAGAGAGAGGAUCAGGAGACGGCUGUCUAAGAUAUUGGAACUCUCCUUGAACUGGACAUGGAUGAAGGUUUUUUCUCCUUCCUCAUAUUGACCAGACACAACGUGUUUAAUGCCUUUGUGCGAGCUGAACUGGACACAGGUUCCAGUUUACUGCUGACAGCCCUCAAAAACAGGUGGAGAGUGAAGCUGUGCCAAACGUGGUUUAAAUAGCAGGGCUGGCGUUAACUGCGGUGAAGCGACGCACAUUUUCAGAAGUUUAUUAAGUCGUUUUGAUAUUUUGAUGUUAAAUAGCUUAGUAAGAAUAAUAAUAUUGAUUUAGAAAUUUUGUGAAAUUCUCUGACUUUUUUGGGGGA